CCAGGAAACUUCCAUCCCUUGCACACUCAGCCUCACAUACUCAUCUGCUCACUCAGCCUGGCACACUUAGCGUCCCUUACCCACCUUCUGAAUUCACCACACACUCUUGGCACAGUCUUUCCAACCUCACCUUCUUUGUCUCUCACACGGCCUUUCCCUUAUUGUCGCCACAGACCUACCAUGUCCCUAGGGCAACUGAAAUUCCAGGCAGUGGGCGAGGAGGAUGAGGACGGUGAAGAAGAGAGCCUAGACUCUCUGAAGGCCCUGACCGCCAAGCUUCAGCUGCAGACCCGACGGCCUUCCUACCUCGAGUGGACUGCCAGAGUGCAGAGCCGGGCCUGGUGCAGAGCCCAGGCCAGACCUGAGCCGGUGGGCCCUGGAGCCAUCUGUGGCUUUGACUCCAUGGAUUCUGCACUUGAGUGGCUCAGACAGGAGCUGCAGGAGAUGCGGGCUCAGGACCGGCAGCUGGCAGGGCAGCUGCUCAGGCUGCGAGCCCGGCUGCACAGACUGAAAGUGGACCAAGUCUGUCACCUGCACCAGGAGCUUCUGGAUGAAGCUGAGCUGGAGCUGGAGCUGGAGUCUGGGACCGGCCUGGCUCUGGCCCCACCGCUGCGGCAUCUUGGACUCACGCGCAUGAACAUCAGUACCAGGCGCUUCACCCUCUGCUGACAGACAGCACUUGCGGUGUCUCUUGCUGUAUCUGGGGAGAAGGAAGGAGGAGGGACCCAGACGCUCUGGCACCUGCUGGGGAAGGUGGGCACACCUAGGUUUCUGAAAGCUGAAUUCAGAGAGCACAAAGCUCCCGGAUGAGGGCAGAGAGAGGGAAUUCGGGCCCCAAAUUUCUUAAUAAAAAAGCAUUGAAUCCCA
Molecule: messenger RNA, 867 nt
Organism: Apodemus sylvaticus (European woodmouse)
Lineage: Eukaryota; Metazoa; Chordata; Mammalia; Rodentia; Muridae
Gene: Fam167b
Product: family with sequence similarity 167 member B
Exons: 2
Coding region: 181-669 (162 amino acids)
Source: RefSeq, a predicted model, not a curated record